ACUGUGGUAGAAUAGUUUUUUAGAUCUGACACACCGACACUUGCUCUUGUUAAUUUAGACGUAUAUUUCGAGUAUUGUGUAUAUUAUAUUAUUGAGAUGGUGACACUCCUAUUAAUGAUCUCCGUUGACAUCGCCGUACUUGAAGACUGUGAUAUAUUUGCCCCAUAGUAACUUCUUUUAAAAUUGACUUUGGGCCUUUGUUCUUUUACUUAUUUCUCGGAGUUAAACUCCGACAUAAGAAUUUAGUACUUUAGUUGAUUGAGUAUAGGUUUGAUUUUUCCACAUUAUAAUCAAUCUCCUUUCUUUCGAAAAACAAUUUAGUGAAAUUCAACUCGAAGUUGAAUUGUCAAUCAUGUAAAGUUUUGAAGAGUUGCAAAAUAAAUAGCUUAUCAAAAGCAUUCUACAUUAAAAGCUUAGCCUAUACUAUAGAACAAAAUAAUUAAUUAGGAAAUACAGUGGCUAAAAGAAGUAAAGAAUUAAUUAGAACAAAUUUAUUUUAUUUAUUUUGCAACUCUUCGAAACUUUACAUGAUUGACAAUUAUUUUCUUGGAUGCUUUACUUUGAACUACGUUAAAAUUCUAUUAAAUUUUCUCACUUUAGUUAGUAACUGUGUCAACUUUGACUAUGUGAGUUUAGCCAAGCAUAAUUAGUCUUAAAUUAGGAGAAAAAGGACAAAUAACUAGACCUUGACAGCAAAUGUAAAGACUUUUUAGCUAUGAAUUAUGAUGACCCUGUAUCCUUUACCAGCGACUGAUGGGGUUCAACCAAAAAGCUUUGCAACUAUGUAUGGUUUAUCAUCAUAUAAAUAAAAUUCAUCAAGGUGUGACCUAAUAAUUAACGAAAUUGACACAAAUAAUGAUUUCUUUUCAAUAUAUUUUAAGCUUUAGCAAAAAAAAUUAAUCGACAAUUAUGCUAUGAGGAGACAACAAGCACUUGAUGAGAGAAUUCAAAUUUCAUCUGUCCAUGUUAAUGAAAUUUGAGAUGUACCAAAAAUCACAAAUAAUAGAUAUUUGAAAGGGAAAAAAUUUAAGUUACACAAGGUUAUCCAUUAAAAUAAUAAAUACUUACAAAAUAGGGUAACUACGUUGUUCGAUACUUGCAUUGAAAUCUUGAUUUAAUUUGAAUCACGCUUAUUUGAGGAUGGCAAUUCCAAUAAAAAAAAAAUUAUACUUUAAGCUUGAACCCAAUAUCUCUGAUUAAGAAUGAAACAAUCGUACUAUCCAAACUUAUUUUUCUUUGGAAGAUGCUACUAUUAUUAAUUCUAAGUGCCACCACAUUCUUGUAUAAAUACUUUUCUUUUCUAUCUUUUGUUGUUCAUUCAGAGAAAGAAAGGAUAUAAACUAAACUUACGAAGUUGAGAAUUAAUUAUUUUUCACUCUCAUUAUCCCCCCUAAUUUUUAGUUAAUCUUUAAAUCCAUCAAUCAAUCUCUCUUCAAAUCAACAAUCAAGGGAAUCCAUGGCUCAACAGGAUGAAGGUUGGCCACUUGGGCUUCAACCAUUAAAUGUGAGAAAUCAUGGAUCAAUUUCUUUCAAUACUUUGAUUACUGCUUCUCCUUCUUCUUCUUCUCAUUCUCAUUCUUCUUCUGAUCUUGAUACUGAGUCUACUACUACAUCAUUCUUUCAUGACAAAAGCAUAACUCUAGGAAGCCUCAUUGGAAUUACAAGUAUUUUAGAGUUUUCAAGAAGAUCAACAAGAAGAAGAACAAUUGUGGAAACCAAAAUAAGGGAUAAUAACAACAACAAGAACAAGAAGAAGAAGAGUAUUAAUAUUAAUAGUAACAAAUCAAGAACUUGGUUGUUUUCACUUUGCUCAAAAUUAACUACUGAUGCAGUUAACAUAAAUAGCAUUAAUUCUGCCCCAUCUUUAGGCCAUUUUCUUGAAGAAGAGAGAAAAGCAGCAGCUAAUAAUAACAUUAAUUAUGGACUUGAUGAUUUUAAUCAAUUAUUAGAUCAUGAUCAUUCAAAUUUGAACAAUAAUUCAUUGUUCAUUAGUGGCCAGAUUGCUCCUCCUCAUGAUAAUGAUGAUGAGUCAAAAAAAGGGCUGUUUGAGCAAAAUGAUCAAAAUGGUAAUCAUGGAAGUCCUUUAAUUUUCUCAUGCUUAUGUGGACAUUUAGUUCAUUGACUAAUUUUUAAUUGUUUUGUAAUUUUAUUAUUUAUCAUAUUUUUGUUGUGUACUUGGGAUAGAAUAUUAAAUUUGGUUUAAUAAAAGGUGAUUCUUUAUUUUGUUUUAA
Solanum lycopersicum (tomato) is the source of this 2231-nucleotide messenger RNA. RefSeq lists its product as uncharacterized. Lineage: Eukaryota; Viridiplantae; Streptophyta; Magnoliopsida; Solanales; Solanaceae. The record is from RefSeq and is a predicted model, not a curated record.